AUGGCUGCAAAAUUUGUCGACACCGACGAAAAACAACAUACACAACGUUUUUCUGAUAUAGCGGGAGAACGUUGCCGAAUGCUGAUGCCUAUUGAAGGCUAUCAGACAAAGCCGAUUGUUUCACUCGAAGAGGCUGUAGAACCCAUCCUUGAACAUGUACCUGAUGUGAAACGAAAAGUCUACGUUGCGAAAAAGAAAUGUGCAGAGCUUUCACCAGGAAAACUAUCUAUUGAUGAAACAGCUUCAAUUACACUCUAUUCAAUGGAAUGGGAGCCGCAAGACGAAUGUCUUUACUAUGUUGUUUCUUUCUUUCUGUUUUUUAUAAUUAUUCUCUCUCUUUCCGGAAAGAAAAGAAUAAGUAAAAUAAAAAUUUGUGUUUACUUCUUUCUUUAA
Messenger RNA from Rotaria socialis, 393 nucleotides. NCBI's taxonomy places the organism in Eukaryota, Metazoa, Rotifera, Eurotatoria, Philodinida, Philodinidae. The record is from the annotation of a GenBank genome assembly.